Ceratosolen solmsi marchali is the source of this 2399-nucleotide messenger RNA. It is a transcript of the gene sv, whose product is annotated as paired box protein shaven. NCBI's taxonomy places the organism in Eukaryota, Metazoa, Arthropoda, Insecta, Hymenoptera, Agaonidae. Gene Ontology annotation, molecular function: DNA-binding transcription factor activity, RNA polymerase II-specific; RNA polymerase II cis-regulatory region sequence-specific DNA binding. Gene Ontology annotation, biological process: regulation of transcription by RNA polymerase II; anatomical structure development. Bases 172 to 2049 code for a protein of 625 amino acids. The transcript has 13 exons. The record is from RefSeq and is a predicted model, not a curated record.
UACCGUGACAGCAGAAUAUAGUGUCCAGAACAUAGAAAUUUAUACAAGUGACUAAAAAUUUUUUUAUUAAAGCAUAAAAGCCUAAUAUUAUCUACAAAAAACGACUUCUGAGUGCCGAAGGUAUAAAAUACUGCAGGUGUAAGUACGCAAAAGACAACUGACUGCAGGGCUAUGAUCAGCAUGGAGCUUCCGGCACACUCAGGGCAGCAUGGCAGCGUCGGCGGCCUUCACAUGGGUAUUGGCGUUUCCGUUAGCUCUAGUGAUUCUGUCGCACUAACACCCUUGCACCCACAUGGGCAGGAUGGUCUCGUUCAUCUUCAUCAUCACAAUCAUAACGCUACAACACCUGGAGGUAUGCACGAGGAAUCCAAGAAAAACCAUGACGGAAGUCACGGAAUAAAUCAAGAUGGCCAUGGAGGAGUAAACCAACUUGGCGGUGUCUUUGUGAACGGGAGGCCAUUACCAGACGUGGUAAGACAGAGAAUCGUUGAGCUUGCACAUAGCGGUGUUCGACCAUGCGACAUCUCUCGACAACUCAGGGUAUCUCAUGGCUGUGUAUCAAAAAUACUAUCAAGGUAUUAUGAGACUGGUAGUUUCAAGGCCGGUGUCAUAGGUGGUUCAAAACCUAAAGUAGCUACACCACCGGUAGUUGAUGCAAUUGCUAACUACAAAAGAGAUAAUCCUACAAUGUUUGCUUGGGAAAUACGUGAUAGAUUACUUGCUGAAGGGAUCUGUUCGCAAGAUAAUGUGCCAUCCGUCUCUUCUAUCAAUCGAAUUGUAAGGAACAAGGCGGCAGAAAAGGCAAAACAUGCGCAUCAACAACAACAAGCACAACAGGGCCAACCGCAGCAGCAACAACAACCACAACAACAACAACAACCAGGUACAGGUGGUUCGGUAUCUGUAAUAGCGCAUGCGCCGGCGACAACUGGAGGUCACCCAGCUGCCACCGCCCCCAAUGCGUACAGCAUUAGCGGUAUCCUUGGCAUUCCAGCUCACCACCAGGAUCCUAACGGCAACAGUAUUAAGAGAAAGCGAACAGACGAAGAUGAUAAUCGAGACUUAGGCAAUCACUCUGAAGAUGAUCUCAAGAGACAAAGAAACAAUUACAACGGUGAUCAGCUUUACUCUAAUCUGUGGUCGAGUAAAUGGAGCAUCAAGGACGAGCACAAACUCUUGAAUGAGCUAAGCGGUGGAGUUGGCGGUGGCGGUGCGGGAGGUGGUGGUGGAGGCGGCAAUGGUACAGGCAGCAGUUCGAGUAAUGGUGGCAAUGCAGCAAACUAUUACGAACAUGGUGGAUUCCCUGCCAAUAGUAUUGCAACUUCAGCCGACCUCUAUGACUCCCUAGGAACCAUCAGUACUAUGACGCAGGCACAGACAUCACACCUGUACACACCCCCCAUAGGUGGCAGCAUAGGUGGUAAUUUAACGCCGCUUGCCCCACUGACGAUGCAAGAACUAAAAUUGAGCCAAACAUUGGAUGGGGCUAAUAUAUCUCCUUACCACACCACUGAGAGCGGCAAUGUGGCGGUAUCGUACGUGGGUGUGGGAGCCGGUGGGGGCGAGCAGAGUCCGCCGAUGGCAAUGCAGAACGAGGCGAGCGCCGCCCCCGCGGCUCCCCAGACACCACAAGGUGGGGAUCCCGGUCUCACAGUUCUGCAGCCACCCGUCUCCCAGCCUCAGGUAGCCUCUGCGAUUCCGCCCUACUCCACAAUGCUACCUAGUUUUGGGCACUAUACUACUGGUGGUGGUGAUUAUGCAUACAGCGCAGCGUACUCGCAAUACUCUAGUGCACCUUAUGGCGGUUAUAGCUACGGCACAGCGACAGGCGGGUUGCUCAAUUCGACAUACUACUACUGCAACGGGGACACGCUGGCGUCUUCCCAACACAGCGGUGGUAAUGGAUUGCAACAUACGGCAGACGUGGCGUCACGCUCGCCAUUAGCAGCGACCAGGGCAAGUAGCGGAGCGAGUGCUGCCUCACCAACAGGCAGCGCUUGCACCAAACCCGAUCACUCGCAGACUUCAACCGACAUGUAUCUUGCUUAAUUAUUUGGCCUGGACAUUGAUGAACCGAAUAAUUAAGUUGCGAGUUAUACCGUCCGUUUCCAAUUACACGAAAUGCCACAUUCUGUGAAUAUUUAAAAAAAAAACAGGUGAUAGUGGCAUCGAAAAGCAUGAAGAAUGAAGAAUAACUGAAACAUAGGUCGAGUUCACUGGAAUAUAAUGUACUGAUCUCUAGACUCGCACAGUUGCUACCGCGUAUCACAUUGCUAUCACGAUUGAUACGCAUAACGAGCCGACCGCGCUCCUCUCGCCAAGUGCACAAGUCUUACCUUAGAUAGUUUAAUUUAUCAGCAUGAAUUAGCACGAUUUUUGUUUUUUUUCACUAAGAAGAC